ACCUCUGAGGAGCCCAAAUUUUCCAGUAGCACCACAGGCGGCUGCUGCACAAAGACAGACGGAAGGAGGGACAGCUAGAUGAAAAACAAUUAAAAGACAAGAAAUAUCACUUGGGCUCUUUAUUUUUUCAAUCAAAUUUGACAUUUUAGAUAACUCAGUACAGUUUUUUACUUUGUAAGUUUAAUAUUUAUAUUUUAGUGAAGAGGGAAAAAAGAGAAAAUGAUGAGUCUGCUUUGCAUCACAAUAAUCGCCUUGACCCUGGCUGGCAGUGCGUACAGUCAGGUGACCAUCCCUCCCUUCCAACUAACAGUCAAGGUGUACGCUGAACUGGGAGCCAACGUCACCCUUCCCUGCAGGCUCUUUUCCAAUGGCCCUUCCUUCGGUAACGUCGGCAUGCGAGUCAAAUGGACGAAGGUGGCAGAGGACGAGGCACUGAAUGAGGACGUGCUGCUCUCGAUGGGAUUCCACAAGAAGUCCUAUGGGAGCUUUGAGGGCCGCGUCUUUUUGGAGGAGAUCGAGGAGAAUGAUGCCUCCCUAACUAUAAACGAUAUGUCCAUGGAAGACACUGGAAAGUACCGCUGUGAGGUCAUCAACGGGAUGGUAGACAUCCAGCAGGAGGUCAGCUUGGAGGUGCUAAUUGGUCUCAUUGAAGGUGUUGUGUUCCCGUACCACCCCAAUCUGGGCCGCUACAACAUGAACUUCAACGUGGCCACGCAGGCCUGCCUGGACCAGGAUGCCGAGGUCGCCUCCCCUGAGCAGAUGCAUGAGGCCUGGAAGGGAGGUCUGGACUGGUGCAAUGCUGGCUGGCUGAGCGAUGGCACAGUGCAGUACCCCAUCAACACUCCCAGAGAGCUUUGUGGUGGCGUCAACAAUGGUCCCGGCAUUAGAACCUAUGGCCGCCGCAACAAAACAGUCAACUAUUACGACGUAUUCUGCUACACUUCUGCAAUCAAGGGGCGUUUCUAUUGGCUGGUGCAGCCCGACAGGCUGACCUUCGAUGAGGCCGUGCAGGCGUGUGUGGAUGACGGCGCAGAGAUCGCCAAGGUCGGACACAUUUACGCCGCAUGGAAGCUCGAGGGCUACGACCGCUGCGAUGCUGGCUGGCUGGCCGACGGAAGCGUCCGCUACCCCAUCUCCAGGCCACGCAAGAACUGCAGCCCCGACGAGGCUGCGGUGCGGCUCCUUGGGUUCCCAGACAAGAGCCAGAAGUCUCACGGGGUCUACUGCUUCAAGGCCGAGCAGUGAGGGGGUAGACAGGAGUAGGGAAGCCAUAACCACCAAAGAGCAGCAACAACCACAACAAUUAAAAUCAACAAUAAAGCAGAUAAGCUUUGGAUUUUAACUAGCAUGAACUCAAUACCUUUCUGAAGCUGUGAUAACAUUUUUUAAUUCCUAAAAAAAAAAUACUAUUGAUCCAAUAUUUUAAAGCCAUUCCUUUUUUUUUUAACUGUAACUCUGGAUUCAUUAAUUUUACAGACAUUCCGGUAAAGAGCAACAGAGUUCAUGUACGAUUGAUGUGACAGAGACAAGAACUUAAUGAUCUUGAAACAAUCACCUAAGUUCGGUUUGUCCUGCACAGAAUGAUUAGAUACGUGAUGUAUGAACAUGUCUAAAGAACAAAACCAUGAGUUAUUUCAUUUUAUUAACCAUCACAUCAGUGAAAGAUCUUAAAUUGAUGAACACAUGUGGCUGCCACUACUGAGCUGUGGGUAUCAACAUGUUAUAUUGCAGUAAGUAAUUGCAGAUUUCCUCUAUUUUCACGAUCAAAUUGACUGUUUAUCAAAAAAUGAAUGUAAAUGUCCUGGGCUGUGACCUAUUCUCCAUGAAUUAACUGCUCCCAUUUGAUCAACACACAAUUACAAUUUACAUUUUUACUAAUGUAACCUUAUAGAGUGUGUUGUUUCUAACAAAACUUUUUUCUGUCGUAACAUCAAUGUCUGCCUCACACUUACAGAUUUGUUUGUGGAGUGGAGUUUGUAGACAAUUUACAACAAAAGGCAUUUCAGUAAGAUAGUGAAAACAGAACAAGAACAGAUCUUCCCUAUUUGCCCUGAAUACAAUCUUGACCAGAAUAUACCUCGGACUUUCUGUCAGUUGAAGCAAUUACCUAUUUGUUCGACAAGAAAUCUGAUAUGAUAGGUGCAGGUAGCCAUCAAUAAUGUAUGGGCUGACAUCCUUACUUAUUGCUGAGACUGUUUCACAAUUUGAUUCUGAGCCUUUGAGCUGUAAAUUUCCCCUGGUAAUCUGUUCUUUUAAAGACAUUAUUAAUACUGAAGAUCGUCUAAUAUGGAUGAAUUAAUAGUCAAACAUGUUGUGAUGCCUGGAUCUGAAUAUGUUUCAGAAUAAAGUCAAAACCAGCAAAAACUCAAUUGAAAUGGUCUCUAAUAAUGUCCUGUGGGUGUGUUUCUGAUAAUGGUGAGCCACCAUCAGAAGAUGGCACACCUUUUAGAUAGCCUGUCAGUUAUACAAAAAAACAAUAUUUUGAUAUUUUGUGUUUAGCUUUUUGCUACAUUGUCUUCUUACUGUUUCUAACAUAUGGUACUUACUGCAGGUUACAUGUGGUAUUAUGGCGAUGUAUUGUACUUCAAAAUGUCUGUCAUACUUGCGCAUGAGAAAAAAAAAACGUUAAGGUAUUCUUGUACCUUAUCGCAAUGUACCUUUUUCAACAAAACAGUUUCAAAUAAAAAAUAUAACUCAAAAUAAAA
Messenger RNA from Hippoglossus stenolepis (Pacific halibut), 2705 nucleotides. Its product is annotated as hyaluronan and proteoglycan link protein 1. The transcript is spliced from 4 exons. The coding region runs from base 220 to 1245 and encodes 341 amino acids. The record is from RefSeq and is a predicted model, not a curated record. Gene Ontology annotation, molecular function: hyaluronic acid binding. Gene Ontology annotation, biological process: cell adhesion. NCBI's taxonomy places the organism in Eukaryota, Metazoa, Chordata, Actinopteri, Pleuronectiformes, Pleuronectidae.